Molecule: messenger RNA, 1825 nt
Organism: Penaeus vannamei (Pacific white shrimp)
Lineage: Eukaryota; Metazoa; Arthropoda; Malacostraca; Decapoda; Penaeidae
Product: nematocyst expressed protein 3-like
Source: RefSeq, a predicted model, not a curated record
CCUUCCACACAUUCUCUCUUGCCUCCCCAAGCCAACAUGCGUAUUCUGGUCCUUCUCUGCGCCCUGGCCGCGGCACGGGCGGCGCCGCAAUUUGUCUUCGUCCUUCCGCAAGACUUCAACGGCAGCCCCAACGUGCCCCUGCAGGCGAUCCCUCUCGACCAAGCGGUCAGCGUCCCUGCUCAGCCCUCCGCCGCCCCCGCAGAGGAGGCGCCUGCUGAGGCUGAGGUCGUAGCGGAGGCGGCUGAAGCUGCCCCCGAAGCAGCGCCUGAAGUUCCGGAAGCCGCCCCUGAGGCAGCCGAGGCUGUCCCCGAAGCCGCCCCCGAGACUGUUGCCGAGGCUGCAGAAGCCGCCCCUGAGGCUGCUACUGGAGGUGCCGACGCAACCCCCGAGGCAGCCGAGGCCGAGGUUGCGCCCUCCGCAAGCGAGCCAGCCCCUGAAGUGGCCCCUGAAGCUGCUGUUGAAGCCGCCCCCGCUCCCGAGGCCGCCCCUGCUGCCACGGUAGAUGUCGCAGAGCCUGCUGUGGUCGUGGCCGCCCCCGCUGCGCCGGCGUCGCUGCUCACCCUGGGCACCCCCGCCGUAACCACCAAGCUGCGCACCGACCCCUCCUCCCUGAACCUGGUGGACCCCCUGAGCCAGGUGGAGGCCCGCUUCCGCCCCUUCAUCUACCCCAACGACUCCCCUGACGUCGUGGCCGCCAAGGUGGCCCUCUUCCGCCUGCACGCCUCGCGCCACCCGCCGGCCGCGCCCGCACCCGCCCCAGCCCCCCCAACCGCAGCGUAAACCCCAGUGAGGUCGCGUGUGAAAGCGUGUGUGAAUCGGAGAGGGAGAUAAAGAGAGAGAAAGGAAGAGAAUAAGGUGUGAGUGAAGCAGUUCGCUUAUACUCUAUCAGAUCUUGCAUUUCUUCCGUUCGAACUCUGUAUCUUCCUCUCACUCUUCUCCAAUACUCCUAAUUCACCUAUUGCAAUCUUCUUUCCGAAUCCUAGUUGGUGUGUGAAUUCACACAUCAGUCUAGUGGUCUGCCAUGUAAAUAGAAUCUUAUUUUGUCUAUGACUCUGUAAAUAGUGGCUGUGAGUAGAAUAGCAGGCUUGUCUAGUCUCCAAAAGGCUUGGCUGGGGCGUCUGGAGGUGCAUGGGCGCGCACGGGCUCGGGCGUUUGUGAUGCCAAAAGGUUUUAUUCAUGGGCGAGCAUUCAUCAUUCGAACCACACUCUUGUGUGUUUCUUGAGAAUCUCUGAUGUGUUUAUGAAUCGGCCUUCGUUUAGCAUCACUCGUGUACAAGAAUACCCAUUGUUUUAGGGAAGGUGUAUGAAAAUUGUACAUUGACAACUUCCCUAAGUCGGUGUCGGAAGGCAGAGCUGAAGGGUUACCUCAUCUUCACCCUUGAGGCUGUCAUGAGACACACGUGGAGGCACAGAGAAAUCAGUGCCAUGCAAACCAAAAAAUAAAAUGUACUUUAAGUGUCCGAAAGGAUGCACCAUUCGAGGAUAGGUAUUUCUUAUCCCAACUUAUUGGUUAUUACGCCCUGUUAUUCAUAGAAAACAGCGCUUAAUAAUACGUGACUUAAUGAUGGUACAGCUUGGCGGACACUUCAUGAACAUUAUAUCCUAAUAAAUAAUGAUGCCACAUCCCUGCACCGCACUCUUUGGAAUGAGGAAAUAGGGGAAAGGAGGAUAUCCUGCCCCCUCUCCUUCCUCUCCCAAAAGAGAAGAGGAAUGUGUCGAAAAAAAAUGUAGCGCGUCCCUCCCACUGGAUUGCUCCGCUGCUCACACUCGAUUCGGCUUUGUGCUGCUUGCGACGAUGUUAAGAAAAUAAAGGAUGAUUGAAUAA